CUUGCAGCAUAGAGGGAGGUGAUUUUCUCACUCCGUCUGGAAUCUGAAGUUGAAUUCAUAAGAACACACAAUUUCAAAGACAUGGGCUGUAGCGAUUCCAGUUUCAUCAAAGAUAAGAAAUCUCCGAAAGUGAUAAAAGCUGCAACAAUUAUCCAGAACUGGUACAGAGGCUACAGUGCUCGCCUGAAGGCUAGACAACGCCAUGCUCUCACCGUUUUCCAGUCCAUCGAAUAUGCUGAUGAACAAAGCCAAAUGCAGCUAUCCAACUUUUUUUCGUUUAUGUUGGAAAACUAUACAGAUGAACGUGAGGAAGAUCCAGAAUUAAUAGCUCGACUUUUUGGUUGCAACUUACCGGACACUAGAGAGGACUAUGUGAAGAUGAUAGAUGUCCCGGACUCCUACGACGGUCCUCGUCUGCAAUUCCCACUCACUUUUACUGACAUUGAAUCACUUAUUGAGGGCUUCAAGCAGCAAAAGAUACUUCACCCUCAUUAUGUGUUAGCGGUGCUGUUUGAAGCGAAGAAAGUACUGAUGCAGAUGCCAAAUAUCUCUCACAUAAGCACUCUCCUGUCCAAAGAGAUAACAGUCUGUGGUGAUUUGCAUGGGAAACUGGAUGAUCUUUUCUUGAUCUUCUAUAAGAAUGGUGUCCCCUCAAACGAAAACCCAUAUGUUUUCAAUGGUGAUUUUGUAGAUCGAGGAAAAAAUUCCAUAGAAGUCCUAAUGAUCCUGUUAGCGUCUUUGCUUGUCUAUCCUAAUGACCUGCACUUGAACAGAGGGAACCAUGAAGAUUUUCUGAUGAAUCUGAGGUAUGGCUUCACAAAAGAAAUUAUGCAGAAAUACAGGGUAUAUGGAAACGAAAUCUUGAAAAUAUUAGAAGACGUCUAUACCUGGCUCCCCAUCGCUACAAUUGUUGACAAUGACAUUCUGAUCAUACAUGGCGGGUUAUCAGAGUCCACAGACUUGAAUUUACUCCACCGAAUAGAAAGAAACAAAAUGAAAUCUGUACUGAUGCCACCAAUUCCAUCAGACGGAGACUCUGCUAUUGAUCUUAAGAUAACUAAAGUAGGUAGUGAGAAAAUCAAAACAAGUGUAUCCCUUUCUGACCAGUUAUUACAGCAUGAAUGGGAACAGGUUAUUACUAUAUUUUCCGCAUCGAAUUAUUACGAAGAUGGGAGCAAUCGAGGCGCUUACCUCAGACUGAGUUUUAAUACACUCCCUAAAAUUUUUCAGUAUCAAGUAACUAAGGCAACGCACAUAAGGCCUCUUUACCAAAGGGUGAAUACUGUUGAAGGUAGUGCCAUCAGGAUGUUAAAAGAGAGAAUAAUAGCACGAAAAACUGACCUUGUUCAUGCUUUUGAACUUUAUGACCGCAAUAAAUCAGGAAAACUUUCUCUGAGCCAGUGGGCUUUUUCCAUGGAGAGCGUUUUGGAGCUUAAUUUACCAUGGAGAUCACUGAGCACGCGUCUGGUACUCACCGACAGAGAUGGAAAUGUUGACUACAUGUCCAGCUUCCAGAAUAUCCGCAUUCAAAAACCUGUAAAAGAGGUUCAUUCCACUCUAAUUGAGACUCUCUACAGAUACCGAUCUGACCUACAUAUUAUAUUUAACAUCAUUGACACUGAUCACUCAGGCAUGAUCUCCAUGGAGGAAUUUCGCACCAUGUGGAAACUUUUCAAAAUGCACUAUGGUGUUCCAGUUGAUGAUUCUGAAGUUGAUGAGCUUGCCAACAAAAUGGACUUAAACAAAGAUGGAAGCAUUGAUUUUAACGAGUUUUUAAAGGCUUUCCAUGUAGUGCAUAGAUUUGACCCAUCACGUAAGUCAAACAAGCCUGUUGUCCAAGAAUGA
This is a messenger RNA of Trichechus manatus latirostris (Florida manatee), 1845 nucleotides long. It is a transcript of the gene PPEF1, whose product is annotated as protein phosphatase with EF-hand domain 1. The record is from RefSeq and is a predicted model, not a curated record. Gene Ontology annotation, molecular function: calcium ion binding; manganese ion binding; iron ion binding. The coding region runs from base 82 to 1845 and encodes 587 amino acids. Gene Ontology annotation, biological process: detection of stimulus involved in sensory perception. The transcript is spliced from 15 exons. Lineage: Eukaryota; Metazoa; Chordata; Mammalia; Sirenia; Trichechidae.